ACGCCUUCUUAUUUUCAGGUUCGGUUGGACGUUAAUCGGAGUCUUUUCUCCCUCCAAAGAGCCGAAGAGGGCAGCGAAACACUGGAGAUCCCGUACACGGUACAGCUCGGGAUACUCGCUUUCUUUUCUUUCCACUUGCCAGGAACUAUUCCUUCUCCCCGCUUUCACUCAUUUCCCUGCUCUUCUUACCGGACUCGCCGCUUUGUCGGAGUUAACUUAGUGAUUAAGAUCCAUAGCUAGAUUGCCAGCUGCCAUUAAAGCCAUGGAUAAAGCGGAGCUCAUUCAGAAGGCCAAGCUGGCGGAGCAGGCCGAGCGCUACGACGACAUGGCGGCGUCUAUGAAGGCGGUUACGGAGCAGGGCGCCGAGCUGACGAACGAGGAGAGGAACCUGCUGUCUGUCGCCUACAAAAACGUGGUCGGGGCGCGGAGGUCGGCGUGGAGGGUCAUUUCUAGCAUCGAGCAGAAAACAGAUGCCAGCGACAAGAAGCUUCAGAUGGUGAAGGAGUACAGGGAGAAAGUGGAGUCAGAGCUGCGCGAGAUCUGCAACGAAGUGCUGGGGCUCCUGGGCAAAUAUUUGAUUGAAAACUCAUCUAAUCCUGAGAGCAAAGUCUUCUAUUUAAAGAUGAAGGGUGACUACUUCAGAUAUCUUGCAGAGGUUGCCUCAGGAGAUGAUAAGAAAGAUACGAUAACCAACUCUCAGAGUGCCUAUCAGGAUGCAUUUGACAUUAGUAAGAAGGAGAUGCAGCCCACACACCCCAUCCGUCUGGGUCUGGCCCUCAACUUCUCUGUCUUCUACUAUGAAAUUCUCAACUCUCCUGAGCAGGCUUGUGGCCUAGCUAAGCAGGCUUUUGAUGAAGCCAUUGCAGAGCUUGACACGCUGAAUGAAGACUCAUACAAAGACAGCACACUCAUCAUGCAGCUGCUUAGAGACAACCUCACAUUAUGGACGUCUGACAACGCAGCAGAUGAGGGUGAAGGAGGAGAAGGAGGAGAGAACUAAGACCCUUCAUGUUCUCUCCACAGCUAAAAGGAAAAAAAGGAAAAAAAAAACUUUUUACACAUCUCCAUUCCUUAUUGUUUCACUUAUGAUUAUUCUUGCCCUGUAAACCCAUGAUCAUUACCAAUGAGCUGUGUGUAAGGAAAAUUCCAAUCGUCCUGGUUUUCCCCUCCCCUUCCUUCCCCCUCCCCACCUGGCUUGUGGUGGUGAUGAUCAAAAAUAUUACGUUAAAGAAACUUCUCCAUUCCUUGGUUUUGUGGUUUUGUCCUUUUGGCCUUUAUGUGCAGUGUCUGCUGUAGAAAAGUAUUAGCCUCACAUAAUGUCAACAGUCCAUAAAUCGUGAGAGAACAACUAGUGUAUGUCCACUGCAAAUCUGGUGAAUUAGAAAUUUCAGUAACAAGCAAAGACAGCCUCAGGCAAAGCAAGACAGGCUUUCUUCCGUCCUGCUGCAUUUCUCUCUUAUUGGCCACUUGUGGUCAGCACAUAUUUGUUAAAGAUUAAACCCUUGUGGACCAUCUUGGUGUUGGCUUGAACACUCCUUCACUCCAGUACUGUUAAGAUGAAAGGCUGCUGUUUUAUUAGCUAAUCAUCUAGACACUGCUCAGUUCACCCCCCCCGUGGUCUCUUUCAGCCAGGGCUUCUUGGAAGUCACAAAAUGACGAAACACUCCUUCCUAGUCACAAAACUCACUUUGUGUUACUUUUAAGCAUGUCUGAGUCAAAAGGUGCCACUUUAUGAAGGCUUGUAAUAGACUAAAACAGUCAAAUGAUUAAGACCAUGCAUGCCCGUUUUUCAGCGUACACUGGUAUGGGAGUCAAUCUUGCAUACACACUUGCUCCACGGUUUGGUUGAAUACUUUCAUUGCAGGUUUGUGCACAUGUUGAGGAUGUUUGAUUUGUCCAGUGAUGUCGAUAGAUAUUCGGACCACUGUUGUGUUUUUGCUAAUCAUUGAUUGUAGUCCCCAAGAGCCUUGUGAAAAUGUUAAAAUGCCCUAUGUAACAGCUAUGUAACCUGAAUUAAAAUGACCAUUUUAUAAACCA
Molecule: messenger RNA, 2037 nt
Organism: Colossoma macropomum (tambaqui)
Lineage: Eukaryota; Metazoa; Chordata; Actinopteri; Characiformes; Serrasalmidae
Gene: ywhaqa
Product: tyrosine 3-monooxygenase/tryptophan 5-monooxygenase activation protein, theta polypeptide a
Exons: 6
Coding region: 263-1000 (245 amino acids)
Biological process (GO): signal transduction
Cellular component (GO): cytoplasm
Source: RefSeq, a predicted model, not a curated record